AUGUAACCCAAUAACCUACAAUAGUGACAAUUUUAUUUGCAAAUGUACCUAUUAUUUUUACUUACAGUAUUUCUACAAAUGCACUUGCCCUAUUGUCAGAAUAUUGAACAGAAUGAACGAGAUAUCUUGUCAGAAGAAAGCAGGAACUUGAGAUGUUGCGCACAAAAAUUAAGUUGUUGCAAUAAGCCACCCGAAGCAACAAACUUUGAGGUCAGGGCAUUAUUCCUGAAGUGCGAUAAUCAUUCAGAUCAAACUAAGGAUACACAGAGCAUGAUGAAAAGGACUACUCUAACAAGGACAAAGAAAAAUGCAACUUAUUAUCAUGAAUGUAAGACAGACACUGAAGUGGUAAACAACUGCACGAAGAAGAUACGGUUUACCAUCAAAAUAAAGAACUAUGGGGCAACAAAUUGUAAAGAUCAGUACAUACUGAUUGAUCAUGUAUACGAUUCAGUUACCCAGAAGAAACAGAAGCUACUGUACCCUUACAUCUUGAAAAUAAGGCAAUAUCCUAUCAUGCAGUUAUAUUCUUUGGGGUAUAAUACCUUGGUAAAUGCGCUGGCCAAGGAGAAGGUCUACAAUAAGCAUGAUCAAGGAUACACAGGCUGUAACGUAGACCCAAAGUCGGAGAAUGCAACAUGUGGAACGGUAAAAUACGAUGAUGAGCCUAUUCCUUACAGCACUGGUUUUUGCUGUUCUUGUGAUAAAGGCAAAGAUCGAAAGGUAGUUCACACUAUAGUUGACACACCACCAGCCGAAUCUAAUAGUAAUGGUCAACAUAGAAUGCAAGAAUAUGAUAACAAACAGUGUGGGAGCCCAAAUAACUACACAGAAGAAGGAAACGUCGACAGAGGGGCUUCGCAAGGACAUACCUCUGCUGAAUCCGAAGCCUCAAACCAGGAAGACCAAAACCAGUCAGAGUCUGAAGGAUCUGGAGAAACCGCUUCUAGUGGUGCCUGCAGCGAACCCGGCGGCUGUGUACAUUCGUACCGCCUUAGGUCAGAUCAGGAUCAAUUAGCGCAGGCUAUGGCUAGAAGAGUUUUCGUUCAAAAACGCGGUGGUCAAGAUUGUGAUGACAGAUACACUCCAGCAAAUGUAGAUCCUGAGACAUACCAAGCCAGCACUCAUUGCCUCGAAUUCUCAGACAUUUGGUAUUCUGUUUUCUCUUUGGAUCGACCUAGAAUAUAUCACCUACUAGCUAUCCAGAUAUUUUUUAAAAUGCAAGAGAAUGAAGGUUCGAAUAAAUGGAAAGACCUCACAAAUAAAAGACCUGUUUACAUGGGAACUGAAAUUCCGCGCUACACAAAUGAGCCAAAUACCAUUGCAAUGAAUUACGUGUCAAGGAAAAUUAGCGAGAGCAGUUUUGCUUUAAAUGGAAGGAAUCUCAGUUCCACCGCCAGAUCUCGGUGUACGCUCAUUAAAGCCAGACCAGUAAGUCUUUCAUCGCCCAUUUUAUUUCUUAGGUUAAUGAUGCCAGAUGAUUCUCACAGUACCGGUAUUUCCAUGUAUCCUGAGUUAAAGGCAGGUCCCCCUGAAUAUCUUGUGGUAAAGGAUAAUCAAAUCCAAAGCAAUGGAAAAACAUGUAAUGUAGCAGGCGUAGGAUAUGAAGCCUUUGCUAAACAACCCAAUAAAUGUGCGUCUCCAAAAGGAUCAUGCUUGGAGAACCAACCAUUGAACCUUUUGAAGCACGACCACGAUUUAGAAGCGGUAGGAAAAAAAGGUAGUUACUUUCUGAAAUAUUUCGGACUACUGCCUCUGAAUGCAAUAGUUACAAGCGCUACUACCCAGAACAAGACUCUCAGGAUGUACUACGAUGACAAUUAUAUCAGUAUGCUGGAUGUUGAAUUGAACGCUGAUGAAAAUGUAAUGUUAAGGCGAAACUUCCUUGCUAUUCUGACGGAGGUUUACAUCGAAAGUACAAACGGAAAAAGAACCAAUAUAAUCGCGAAGGUAUUUAACAAUGCAUUGAUAUCGGGGGUAUAUAUUGUCGCCAUGGCCGAAUGUCCUCUAGAUAUGCCAGCAAGCUUCGGCAAUAUUGCCUCCAAGCCUGUAUUGAUUGGUCCACAAAAGGUGCACACCUUUCACUUGGAAGUAGACUGUCCGUUAACCAAUAUCGAUUUCUAUUGCACCUUGCAAGUUCUGAAUACGGAUUCACAGUUGUUGUCCUAUAGAAGAAUCAGGAUACGUAGUGGAGACAGAUGUAUUUGCAUGUGGUACUGCCGAUGUGCCUGUCUACUUGAUGACGGAGCUCUCAAAUGCAAUCAUCUACCUACUGAGAGCUAUUUAGCAGCUGGUUUUCAAGGGGGUAUGCCGCUGCCUAUUCACGUGGUUCAAUAUACUUUUAUAGACGACAUGAUUGCGAUGAUGUUCUUAGUACUGCUUUUUGUAUGUAUCAUAUUGCUGUCCAUGGGGUUAGUGAAGGCUCUUGUUGGUCUGGCGGUAAUAUCGGUGAGUGAAUGGGGCUUCGAUAUCAUCUACGGUCUACCUAAACGCAUUCAGAAAUACAACGAGAAGCACAUCCGAGAGCGCAGUGUUGUUUAUAACGAUAACCUUUGGCCGGUCCAUCCAGAUACGGGUGUGCAAGUUCGCAGCUUGGCCCUCAGUGCGGAGUUUUGUUCCAACUUGGUAUUCUUCGUUAUUUACCCUGUGGCUGUUAUCUGGACGAUCAUAAAAAGAUUUUUUUUUUCAACACAGUUUCCAGAUGUAGAAUGCAAGGAGAACAGCGGUUGUCCCUGUAAGGGUGGAAAGCAGGUGCAGAGAAAGAAUAGCUCGAUGCAGCGGAAAAGAUCACGAUAUUAAAAAUACUUUUAUUAUGUUCUAAAGACGAUAUAUGUACCUCUGAGAGAGUUGUUUCUUUUUACUAAUUUCGAAGCCCGGUUUUACUGCCUAACCAUACGCACUCAAAAAAAUAUUUCAUAAAGGCUUCGUUGCAUGAAGCUUUUAUUUUGCUAGGUUAUCCAAGUU
Messenger RNA from Acanthoscelides obtectus, 2964 nucleotides. NCBI's taxonomy places the organism in Eukaryota, Metazoa, Arthropoda, Insecta, Coleoptera, Chrysomelidae. The record is from the annotation of a GenBank genome assembly.